CUCGUCACACUACAAAACUUGGUCUAUAAAUUUUCAACAUUCCCACCGAUUUCUCCACUUCAAAUCAAAUAGAAAAUAUUGAGAGAAGAUCACUUAGCUUCCUUAAUUAAGAUGUCAAAGGCAAAGCUUGUUAUUCUUGACUGUUGGGUUAGUCCCUUUUGCAUGAGGGUUAAGAUUGCUUUGAACGAGAAAGGCCUUGAAUAUGAAGCUCAAGCCGAGGACUUAUUUGGCGGCAAAAGCGAGUUGUUGCUCAGCUCAAACCCCAUUUACAAGAAAGUCCCGGUGUUCCUCCACGAUGGAAAACCCUUGUGCGAGUCCACCAUCAUCGUUAACUACAUCGAUGAAACCUGGUCUUCCCUUCCACUGCUCCCGCCAUGUUCAUAUGGCCGAGCUCAGGCACGCUUUUGGGCUGAUUUCAUUGACAAAAAGGUAUUUGAUGCAUGCGGUAAUAUAUGGAGAAGCAAGGGAGAGGUACCAGUGGAAGCUAAAAAGGAGUUCAUAGAGAUAUUGAAGCAGUUAGAAGAAGCCUUAGGGGACAAAGAUUACUUCAUUGGCACCACAUUUGGGUUCGUUGACAUCAUAUUAAUCCCUCUAACGAGCUGGUUCUUUGCCGUUGAGAAGAUCGGCGGGUUAACGGUGGAGGCCGAGUGCCCCAAGUUGUCGAAUUGGAUGAAGAGGUGUUUGCAAAGAGAGAGCGUCGCCAAAGUAGUUCCACCCCCUGAGAAAGUGUAUGAGUUCGUCUUGAUGUUUAGGAAAAUGCUAGGCAUCGACUAAGAGACCCCGCUCCCUUUUGUUCCCUCCACUGCCAGCAGGAUGCAGUCAUAAUUGAAGGGGGAAACAGAGCAAUGAUAAACUGAUGUAUUUUCUUUUUUUCUUUUUCUUAAUAAUUGGAAAUGCCUGAUGGUUUUAUCUUGUUUUUACAGUUCUCUUCAAUAAUUAAAGCAAAUAAAACGGAAUAUAUACGACCAAUUCUUGGUCAAA
Molecule: messenger RNA, 981 nt
Organism: Gossypium arboreum
Lineage: Eukaryota; Viridiplantae; Streptophyta; Magnoliopsida; Malvales; Malvaceae
Product: glutathione S-transferase U25-like
Exons: 2
Coding region: 112-774 (220 amino acids)
Biological process (GO): glutathione metabolic process
Cellular component (GO): cytoplasm
Molecular function (GO): glutathione transferase activity
Source: RefSeq, a predicted model, not a curated record